GAACUACAGCGCCUUUUUUUUCUUCUUUUCUUUUUUUACUUAGUUGUAAGGAAUGAAAAUGAAACCAUAAAGCGAUUCCGCUUGCCCAUGCACUUCCCAAGAGCCAGUCAUCAAGUGGGGAGUUCCGUUCCUUCAGUCAUUAAAUCAUUUCGUUUCGCCGUGGCCGUUCAUGUAGACGGAUUGAAUGCAUCCAAAGAGAGAGAGAAAAAGAGGGGGGAAAAAAAAGAAAAACUCCGGAAGAGAAAGCCAACGCCGUCACGCACUCCCCGAAAAAAGAUCAACGUAAAAGCAAUGAUGGAGGGGUAGACCAAGAGCAGGGUGGAAAGAAAAGACCGCAACGCCGUGUCAUGACCGUCAAUUGAGGGUGUCGAAGAAGCCCGUUGGCAGC
This is a messenger RNA of Aspergillus candidus, 388 nucleotides long. RefSeq lists its product as uncharacterized. Lineage: Eukaryota; Fungi; Ascomycota; Eurotiomycetes; Eurotiales; Aspergillaceae. Bases 88 to 306 code for a protein of 72 amino acids. The transcript has a single exon. The record is from RefSeq and is a predicted model, not a curated record.